Messenger RNA from Didymosphaeria variabile, 1710 nucleotides. RefSeq lists its product as uncharacterized. The record is from RefSeq and is a predicted model, not a curated record. NCBI's taxonomy places the organism in Eukaryota, Fungi, Ascomycota, Dothideomycetes, Pleosporales, Didymosphaeriaceae. The transcript has 2 exons. Gene Ontology annotation, cellular component: extracellular matrix. Gene Ontology annotation, molecular function: zinc ion binding; metalloendopeptidase activity. The coding region runs from base 1 to 1710 and encodes 569 amino acids. Gene Ontology annotation, biological process: extracellular matrix organization; collagen catabolic process; proteolysis.
AUGAAGCGGCUCUUCGCGGUACUAUUAGCUGGACUCGUCAGCUCCUGUGUCUCUAGUCCCAUCAACGAUGUCGAGGCCAGAGGAACGUCGUUGAUUCCAAGCGCUGCUCCUACCCCUACUCCUACGCCCCAACCAUCGGAUGGCUGGCGAGUCGACAAGAACAAGCAGUCCAGAAAUGUUCAUAAUUUCUUCAAAGCAUAUGGUUGGUUAAAGAAGGAUGACGCUAUACCGAAUACGAAGCUGCCAGCUGCAAUACGUAAGAUUCAAAAGGUUCUGAAGGUGCCGCAGACGGGCAUAUAUGACGAGCACAUGGAGACAGUCAUGAGUAAGCCACGAUGUGGAACGAUCCCCCAGUAUGAUCCGUCCGAGUCACUAGACAACAGCACUUUACACAGUCGCUUUGUCUUGUGGGGGCCCAAAUGGGAUCACACUUCGCUCACCUACCGUUUCGUCAACUAUACAGCUGACCUGCCUGCUGCGCAGCAACGCUCGCUUGUCAGUGCCGCCUUUGCCCGAUGGACGCAGAUAGCUCCUAUAACUGUUACAGAAGCUCCGUCAAACGCACCAAGAGCUGAUAUACACAUUCGCUUUAUGUCGAUGGGCCCCACAGAAGACGUGUACGCAUUCACAAAUAUGAUCGCGGAUGGGCUGGCGUUGUCAUCUGGUUUGAUCAAUAUAACGUUUAACGAUGACUUUCAGUGGAACGAUGACCGCUUGUUCAAUUAUACAGCCGUACACGAGAUCGGACACGCUCUCGGCCUGAGCCAUAGUAAAGUAGAAGAAGCGAUCAUGUUCCCUUUCUUCGAAGGCGACAUUCGACCGAUACAUCCCGACGAUCAAGCCGGCGUCCACAGCAUAUACGGCUGGAAGAACCCAACAUGGAGCAGAAUCGAUAGCAACGUGGCCAGCAAAGGCGUCAUCCAAAUCUCCUCCGCCUCAAGCACCUCCGGCAUAAUCGACGGCCUCUACCAGCUGCGCUCCACCGGCCAAAUUCUCUGGUACAAUUCCAGCGGAACCUGGACAUCAGUCGACAACAACCGCGACACGAUACAAAUUGCCGGCGCAAACAACUUCCUCUACCAACGCCACACGGACGGCACGAUCUGGAAGCUCACCGCCGGCAGCUCCACAUGGCGGCAGAUCAACCCGGCCUCUACAAACGUCAUCGAGAUCUACGCGGCAGCCGACCAGCUCUAUAUGCGCCGCAAAGAUGGCUGGGUUGCAAGGUACUCAGGAUCGGGCCAGACAUGGAGUACAAUUCAGCAGCCUUCCACCCCUUCGUCGAUGCAACUUGCGGCGAGCGACUCUCGCACUCUCUGGAACCUCCUCGCGAACGGCGACCUUGUGCGCUCAGAGUACCCCUAUACCGCCGACGGGUGGCAAGUCGUCGACCAGAACCCAUCCAAUGUCGCUAUCGCUAUUGGUGGAGAGGAAUUCUACAAGCUGCAGAGCGAUGGGAGUAUCGUGUGGCUUGACUCGAAGGAAUGGUACUGGAAAAUCAUUGAGGAUAAGGGUAGUAAGAGCGUGUACGCGGUGGGGAGUUAUGUGUAUAGCAGGCAUGGGGAUGGGAGUGUGUGGCGGUACACGGGGACAGAGGGGGUGUGGGAGAUGUUGGAUAGCAGAGCUGACUCGUCGAUGGUUGUGGGAGAUCGGAAGGGGAGUGUUUGGGAGAUGGUUAGUGGUGGGGAUAUUUAUAAGCUUGUUUCGUAG